This is a messenger RNA of Colletotrichum lupini, 435 nucleotides long. RefSeq lists its product as uncharacterized. The transcript has 5 exons. The record is from RefSeq and is a predicted model, not a curated record. NCBI's taxonomy places the organism in Eukaryota, Fungi, Ascomycota, Sordariomycetes, Glomerellales, Glomerellaceae. The coding region runs from base 1 to 435 and encodes 144 amino acids.
AUGGUCAUCUGUUACAUGGGAAAUCUGACGGGAGCUGACCCGGAUUUGACGGCCGCCCGUUUUGCUCGCUUCCUCAGCAACGAGAACGAUGCGUUGAUACGGAUAAACAACCAGAUUGCCUACUGGAUCGCAGCAAUACCUUGCGGAGUACAGAGGGCAUUGAUGCUGAUCUUUGUGUCCCUUGUCUACCUCACACUUCGGCUCUGUGAGGCUUUCCAGGUUUCUCAAUCCUCGAGCACCACCACCACCACAACCACCACAACUUUUCACCUUUUCAAGGUGCUCUUGAUCGCGCCCGACCGGACGAACAACCUCUCCAUACUGCCCUUGCCCUCGACAAACCAACCAUUCCACUUUUACAAACCGAUCCAAGCACAACAAACCUUCAAGACUCCUCCACCCGAUCCUCGAAUCGUCCGAAAAUCCAAGAUGUAA